CUGAUCCCACAUCAGUGCAGCGGCGCACACAGCAACAUGGCACUGGCCGACACUGAGUGCGGAGGCUCCGGCUGCGGGGACUCCGGCUCCCCGUUCACCGAGAUCAUCGAGCUGAACGUCGGCGGACAGGUGUACGUCACCAGGCACAAGACUCUGGUCGCCGUCCCGGACUCGCUCCUGUGGAACAUGUUCAGCAAGAAGUCGCCCAAGGAGUUGGCGAGGGACAGCAAAGGGCGCUUCUUCCUGGACAGGGACGGCUUCUUGUUCCGCUACAUCCUCGACUACCUGCGGGACCUGAACCUGGUGCUGCCGGACUACUUCCCGGAGAAGAGCCGGCUGCAGAGGGAGGCUGACUUCUUCCAGCUGCGGGACCUCGCCAAGCGGCUCAGCCCCCGGGUGAGUAAGGAUAAUUCAAUCAGCGAGGAGAUCAGCCACAGCGACACAGAGGAAGGCGCGCAGCUGUGCGGCUCCUCCGUGGGCAUGGAGACUUUACGCGCGAUGUCGAUCACCGGUGCCAUGCGCUCCCCGUCCCUGGACUCCAGAAAGUCGGGCUACAUCACGAUAGGAUACCGCGGCUCCUACACCAUCGGGAGAGACAUCCAAACCGACGCCAAGUUCAGGAGGGUGGCGCGCAUCACGGUGUGCGGGAAGACGUCCCUGGCCAAAGAGGUGUUCGGGGAGACGCUGAAUGAGAGCAGGGACCCGGACAGGCCCCCGGAGAGAUACACGUCCCGGUACUACCUGAAGUAUAAUUUCUUAGAGCAGGCGUUUGACAAGCUGACAGAGGUGGGCUUCCACAUGGUGGCCUGCAGCUCCACAGGCACCUGCGCCUACACCAGCAAUGAUCCAAACGAGGACAAAAUCUGGACGAGCUACACUGAGUAUGUCUUCUGUCGGGAUUAAAACUACCCACGUCGUGUUGAUGUGCAUAUAGACAUAGAGGGGGGUGUGAGUCUUUAAAGGUGUUGCAUUUGGCAAAAGUCGAGAAACUCCAAAAACAUAUAUGUCCCCAUUAUUCUUUAAAUAGCCAAGUAGCAGUAUUAACCCACUCUGAGGUUAACCAAGGACACAGAACCCCCCCAAAAAAGAUGGAACUCAACAUUAUGUCAAGAGAAGAUUAUGCAGUUUGCAUUAUCAAAGCGAGCAGAGUCAACCCACUCAUCCUAAGGCCCUGAUGCCUGGAGAGGACCAAUACAAUGCCAUCAUCUCUAUUUCAUGGAACUGCAUGUCAACAUUUCAGUCACAUCUGACCGCUGUGUGAACUGAGCAGCGUCCAAGAGCAGACAAGCAGCGAUUAGUAUUCAGUGUCAUUGUAAUUUCUAGACUUGCUUGAUGACAUGUUUGGCCAAGUCCUGUAUCACCAGAAUAGGAUCUUGUUGCAGUUUACAUGACAUGAUUGUAAGUGUACGUGCUUGCCUGGUAGAGUUGUGUUGUUAAACCUGUUCAGAUGAAAUAAAAUCUUCUACUCUGUUAUUCCCAAGCCCUGUUGCCAGUCAUCCCAUCUUCUUCUUGUUGAACAAAGUGUAUAGUUUAGCACAAUACUGGCACCCGCCGCUCCUCGACCAUCUUUACUCAUCAAAGCGUCUCGCCCUGCUCCAGAAACCAGAAACUUUCCAGAAACCCAGCUCAACAAUAUCUGAGUUCUUGACUGAUGCCAACCAUGAACUUUCCUUGGCUCUGACUUGCAUCACUCUUGCAAACUGCUCUUUCUGUUUUUCUGUCCAUCUCCACCCUGUUAUUAAAUCACACAAGAAAGAAAACCUCCAUCUCCUGCGAGUAAAUAUUGCAGGAGGAUCCUUCGCCACCGAUUCUGUCACACAAACUCAGCCGCUUGCCGUGCGGAUGCAAAAUAGUGCAGCUGUGCACACAUGAUGUCAUUAUCAUUUCAAGUGUAAAUAAUGAAAGGGUCCAGCUGCACACAAAUAGGAGGGUAGGGUCUGCCAGGGCCUGUGGAUGAAUGGGGAGAUGAUUGGUGCACCUCAGCUGCAGAAGCAGAAUUAUUUGACUGUCCUGUGUACAGCAGCCUCAAAUUAUGUGUGUUUCAUUCAAAACAAUGGUGAAAAAAUGCCCUUACAUUUAGAGCCAUGGGCGGAAUUAUGGACGAUCAGGGGCUUAUAGAGCAGAGGCAGUGAUGUAACCUCCGUGGGGGUCCGGGGACAUGCUCCCAGCGGGAAGGUCGCUUGGGAUUCAUGUGGUAAAUACAUCAGCUACACUCAAAUGUGCUGUUUGGACAGGAAUGAAAAUUAUCUGUGGGAGUUUGAUCUCACUGGGGAUCAUCGGAAAUGAGUUUGACACAUGAGAGAAAGAAAAUCAAACUAGGUUAAACGAUGGCUGGAUUCCAUUUGGCUGCUUCCGCUCAAGAGGUCCUGUCUGCGGAACCCAUGAACUCAAAAGAGCCUUAACCUCCUGUGCUUUUCAACCUGAGAAAAAAAAAAAACGGUGUUGGCUCCAUUUACAUGAGCAUUAAUAGUUAAACAAGUAAGUUAAAAAUGUUAAGAGGAGAGCUUUCACUGAGUCUAUAAAUAUAGUUCCAUUAUAGCCAAGUAACAUUAUUACAAAGAAGCUGAAAUUAAAGAAAGUAAAGGCUCUAAUAUCAAUAGUAUCAAUGCUUUCUUUCCUAAGAAUUCUCUAUACUUGAGUUAAGCACUAAGACUCAGAAAAGCACACUAUACUUGGAAACCUAUAUUGGUCCUGUGUCUUGCUUGGGUAUUUCCAGGAAGCUCAAAAUUGACCGUUACCUCUUUUUUUGGUCUCAAUAUGACAGAAGAAAAAAAUGACAGAAGCAGAUGACACACACAGACUUGUCGCAGGCUGAAACAUUGAUAGUUAACUGUACAGAUCACGGCCACAGCGGUGGUAGAUGUGAGAAUAUCUGAAAAUAAUUCUUUGUUGCAUUUUUAACCUGGUAACAUUCUUGCUGUAAAUGUGGUACAUCUUUCAAAAUAAAGAUGAAAUUUGAGAUGA
Messenger RNA from Paralichthys olivaceus (Japanese flounder), 2964 nucleotides. The record is from RefSeq and is a predicted model, not a curated record. Lineage: Eukaryota; Metazoa; Chordata; Actinopteri; Pleuronectiformes; Paralichthyidae.